GUAAUAUCUUAGACGUCACAGCCUGCCGUUGGUCGCGACCAGUUCGGUUCAGAUCAGAUGAGCCGUUGGUUUUCUCUGGAGUUAAAAUAAACUAAAUUCGGAUGUGGAGGCAGUUUUAACCCAUGAUAUCCCACCUCACAGUCUGAACCGGGACACUUUUUCAUUUUUAUUAACCCCGAGACAACUGCUGUAACUAGCAGAAACAGCCGGGGCGGAGGGAGGGAGAGCCACUGUUAACGUAACAUCCGUGACGUCGGUCCGCCCGGGCUGCUGCUCCGCUGGGUUUACCACCACGCUGUUUGUUAGAGGGGUCGGUGUUUACUGAGUGAUCGAUUGAUCCGAUCGUUGCCUAAUCGAUCGAUAAGUGUGUGAUGAUGGAGAGGAAGAGGACGGACUGUCCCGCGCUGCCGCCCGGCUGGAAGAAAGAAGAAGUGAUCAGGAAGUCCGGACUGAGUGCUGGGAAGAGCGAUGUCUACUACUACAGUCCUUCAGGGAAGAAGUUCAGGAGUAAGCCUCAGUUGUCCCGUUACCUUGGUAACACAGUGGAUCUGGGAUGUUUUGACUUCCGGACGGGGAAGAUGAUGCCUGGAAAACUGCAGAAGAACAAACAGAGGCUUCGACACGACCCGCUCAGCCUGGCCAAGGGAGGAAAACCAGACCUGAACACAGCUCUGCCAAUCAGGCAAACAGCGUCCAUCUUCAAACAGCCCGUUACCAAGGUUACGAGCCAUCCUGGCAACAAGGUGAAGACAGACCUGCAGAGAGCAACCGAGCAGCCCAGACAGCUGUUUUGGGAGAAGAGGUUGAAAGGUCUCCGGUCAUCAGACGUCACAGAGGAAGUCCUGAGGACCAUGGACCUGCCUAAAGGACUGCAGAGUGUUGGUCCAGACUCCAGCGAUGACACUCUCCUGUCAGCCAUUGCCAGCGCUCUACACAUGAGCUCUUCUCCAAUCACAGGACAGACGUCUGUGGCUGCUGAGAAGAACCCGGCCAUCUGGCUGAACACGUCCCAGCCACUCUGCAAGGCGUUCACCGUCACUGAUGAACACAUCCGGGAGCAGGAGCUGAAAGUGUACCAGGCUAGGAGGAGCCUGGAGGAGGCACUGAUGGCCGAUGGUUUGGCGCGGGCCGCCGAAAACACCCGAGAGCUGUUGGAGGGGAAGACGGCCUGAAGAAAGACAGGUGAGGCAGAGUUCCUCUGCUCACCAGCCUCAGGUUUAUCAUCAUCUUCAUUUUAAUCCAGACAACAAACAGAAAACAAACCACCCACAGACUUAAAUAUCACCUGCACUGAUCCAUUAUCUUAGUGGGUGAUUGUUACAACCUUCCCAUUAAGGAAAUCUUUUUCAGGAUGACAUCACACUGGACAUCUGUAUGCUUCUGGAGACAACAACAGCAACCACAGCAAUAAUGACAUCAGCAAUGAUAAAAACACCAGCAACAACUAUAUAUGACAGCAAACAACUGCAGGAGCAACAGAAGUUGCAACUUUGGAACAAGAGGAGCAACGGAAGCAAUAAGUGGAGUAUCAACCAGCUCAAAGCAACAACCGAAGCCUUUAAUCAUCUCUGUGACUUAUAAUCUGUGCAAACUUUACAUCAAGCGCUUAACUUGUCUCAGUUUUCAAAUUCAGGUAUAAGCUCUCUUUCUUUUUAUAUAACGCUGAUAAAAAAUAACAAAAAAAUACUUAAGCAAUACCCUCAUAAAACCCAAAGUCAGGUUGCAAACUGCUGGACGGCUUUUGCUAACUUUAACUGCUAAAUUACAAUGUGCUCUUCAAUGAGUUUGGUUGUUUGUGGUGUCAGAUUGUCGUCAGUUUUAAAGAAGUCUUCAGGGGUUUUAAUUAAAUAAUUAAAAAAUUACAUGAAUAUGAAAUAGAACAACUGCUUAUUUAAGAAAAUUUUAUACCUUAAGAGAACAUACGUGUACAUUUCUUGGACUGGAGUAAAUAAAUGAUUAUAUUCACAAUCA
Messenger RNA from Lates calcarifer (barramundi perch), 1971 nucleotides. It is a transcript of the gene mbd2, whose product is annotated as methyl-CpG binding domain protein 2. The record is from RefSeq and is a predicted model, not a curated record. Gene Ontology annotation, molecular function: DNA binding. Lineage: Eukaryota; Metazoa; Chordata; Actinopteri; Centropomidae. The transcript has 7 exons. Bases 372 to 1172 code for a protein of 266 amino acids.